Molecule: messenger RNA, 2243 nt
Organism: Cryptomeria japonica (Japanese cedar)
Lineage: Eukaryota; Viridiplantae; Streptophyta; Pinopsida; Cupressales; Cupressaceae
Exons: 6
Coding region: 97-1986 (629 amino acids)
Source: RefSeq, a predicted model, not a curated record
UUUAAUCCCUGCGUCUGAACGAGCGUCCUGUUGUACCUUCUCUAUUUAGAAUAUGCUACACGUGUGUGUCUCAAAAAAAAAUUGCUCUCAGAAACAAUGGCUUUUAGCAGCUUACCUCUUUCUUACAAAUCUUUGCAGGAGAAUAUUUCGUCCAUGUACAAGAAAAGCAUGAAUCCCUUCUCCUUCAGGAAAAUGGAAGAAGAGACAACAGAGCAGAGAUGUGCAAAACAGCAAUCUGAGAAUCUGAAAUGGCAGCAGGAUAUGUUCCAUAAGAUCUUGAAAAUGUCUGGACUACACAGUGAAGGCAUUAUAUCAGAAAAGGAGCUGAGUGCUGCUAGAUCUGAAUUGUUGGAUACCCUUAUUGCCUCCCCUGAAGAUGGAGAAUGGCCUGCAAUAACCAGGGACAAGUUACUAUUUCUACAGGAACUUUUUUACUCCAAAUGUAUUUCGGAAGAAGAUUACCAUCUUUCAAAGAAGCCUCUUCUGCUUCGUCUAGCAGUACAAGGGGCGGAGAUUGACUCCAGGGAUGUAUUAUUGAGAGGCAACUCCACACCCUAUGCCCCAUUUACUGUAAGCACUGAGCCUGAUGAUGCCUUGCAAGCAUGGCCAGAAUCCUUGAACAACCAAGCAACAGAGUGGUCGGUGGUGGAGUUCAAAGAGGACCAAAGCAUGUUGAAGGAUAUGCCAGCCCAGAACACAGGUCAUCACAGCAAACAGAAAUCUCCUAUGAAACAGGUCAUAAAUGCAAUAUCUCGCCUCAGCUUAACUCCUUACAAAGCAAAAAAGUCCAAGGACAAGCACCAAUAUGUAACUGUUCCAGAUUCUCUAGAUCUUCUAAGUCCCAAGGAUUGCUGUCCUGCAAGGAACACUUACACAUCGCCGAUUAAAGAGGGUUACAAAGGGCAGGACAUAUAUAUAAACCCCACUGAAUCAUUCAGUGAAAAUCCCUUUUGGCAUGUAGCUGGGUUGCUUGAUGCUCCUGAAGCAGCAGCGAAAAGAACUUCAGAAGAACCAUCUCUUCUCGAGCAGACAUGUCAUAAAAAGGGGGCUACUAAAGGCAAAGUUAAGAAGGCUUUUAAUCAGCUGCUACUUAGAGCUAAUAAAGACCAAUCUAAAGAAAGCCAAACAGAAGCUUCACACUCAUUUCAUAUCAGUGGUUCUGACUCUGAGAAUGAUGAGCAACGGUUGAAUCCAGUGAAGAAAACAUGGGGAUUAGACUUGUUCAAGUCUCCAAAGAAGAUCGACACUACAGGAGAGAUGCCACAUCUUCCCCUUAUUGGUAAAAGUUCAGAGGAGUCUCUAUCACAUUCCAACUUAGUAGUGAAACCUUUUGGAAAAGGGACAAAGACAAACAAGAGCAGGAAAAAGAAACGUUCAGAUGGUGCAGCAACAGACUCAUCUAUUGACAAGGUUUUGGGGGAAAACAUAAAGAAUGAAUUGUCACGUAUACGUGCUGAGAUGGGUACUACAAAUCCCAGCCCAAAUUUUACAAACGAACAGAUUGAGGCCAUUGCAACACAAUUGCCUGUUGACAAAAAUGAACUGACAAAGUUUUUCCCUAAGUCUUGGUGUGAUCGGUAUGGUGAUGUUGUAUUGGAUGUGGUUAAGGAGGAGUUCCAACAUCAUGUUGGGGGAAUGGAGAAUAUGCGCAGAACUGAUCAAGAGAGGUUUAACAAUACUGCUAGAAAAGGGGAUCUAGAAGAUCGGGAUGUGAAUUGUCCAGUUACCAACAAAGCUAGACAACGAACUCCCAAGAGUAUGUCAAGUGAUAGUGUGAAUGGGUCCUUAAAUAUGCAAGAUGAGAACUCCCAGCCCAACAUCUCAGCCUUCAGUUGCCACCAAUCAAAGUCACCUUUUCCAUUUCAUUCUCCAAUUUCUAAACCAUCUUCUCGUUUAAACCAAGCUCCUCAUCCUCCAGCUAAAUCACCUCCUCCUUUUAACCAUAUUGAAAAUCGUGAGUCUCCAUCAUCACCAUUCUUCCAGUAAAAUUCUUAGGACCAUCUUCACGAGAGUCCUUGGAAAACCAGUUGAACGAGAAGCUUGAAGCAGAGGCUAAAAGGAUGUUUGCAAGGAAGUCUCCCUCAUUUGUGUACUUACAUUUCAUCAUUAUGAUAUGCUUAGCUGUUUUCUUUGUUUUAUGACAAGCUAUGAAUGCUGAUUAUUAUAAUUUUAUUCAUUGUGGUGCUACAGAGCUUUCUGUUGCAUCAGAAUUUAAUAAAAGCACCAGUAGCAAGUUAUCAGGA